Messenger RNA from Aspergillus terreus NIH2624, 870 nucleotides. RefSeq lists its product as uncharacterized. The record is from RefSeq and is a predicted model, not a curated record. The coding region runs from base 1 to 870 and encodes 289 amino acids. Lineage: Eukaryota; Fungi; Ascomycota; Eurotiomycetes; Eurotiales; Aspergillaceae. The transcript is spliced from 2 exons.
AUGCAGUGCCCACUCAUUUCAGUCUUUAUUCUACCUGCUCUGUCGCACGCCUUCAGUCUCAACACUACAACAUCAUAUUGGAACUACACGACGAGCAGCCUUGCCACCACCACGUCCUCAAAAUGCAAAGAGGCGUACAGCGCCGAGAUCGACUGCAACGAGUAUCUAGUCCAGUUAGUAAAUGCCGGUGAGCAGCGCUACUUCCUGGACAGCAUGGAGCCCGACAACUUCACUCAAACCUGUACCCCAACUUGCCAAUCUUCGCUAUCGAAGUACAUUGCAAACGUGAAGGAGUCUUGCGCGCAGCCGGGCGAUGCUGCCGUGAAGUCACUGGGGUUCCUCGGAAAAGAUGGAGAGGAAAACGUACCCGUUCAGACCAUCGGGUCCCUGUUCCAGUAUACACUCAUGCAGUCAUGCGCGAAGGAUGAGGACGGUCAAUUCUGCUACAUUCAGCAAAGCUCGGUCCUUCCGGCGGACUUUGACUGCAACUGGGUCUGCGCACUGGCGUAUUACUGGAACAACCACCAGUAUCCGUAUAGUCUCUGGACUGUGGGAGAUCCCUCCAUUCUCAACAUCGAUGCAGACACCCAUCGUCGGGUCAAGGUCGGAAAUGACAUGUUGUUUAUGGGUUCCGCGGGAGAUACCUGGGUCGAUGAUGGGUGGAAGAAUAUCCAGAAGUGCGGGUAUGGGAACUCGACUACUGCGCCGUUUGAUAUUGGAAUCAAGGGUGUUGGAAACGGAAUAUUGAAUGCUUCCUCGACCACCGCUGCUGCGGCCCAGCCUACUGAGACAGAGUCUGCGGGGAGCAAGGUGGUUAUGACGAUGCGGUUUGUAGGUUUGGUGGUUCUGUCAGCUUUUGUGCUGGUAUGA